AUGAAUUACGUCGUCUGGAAUUCGCGAGGGACGGGCUCAAAAACGUUUCCUAAUCUUAUCCGUGAAAUGAAGCAAAAUUAUCAGAUUAAUCUCUUAGCUUUGCUUGAAACUCGAUGCAGUGGCGACAAGGCUAAAAAUAUUGCAAAGAAGCUAGGCUUUAAUGAGUUUGACUGGAUUGAUGCGACUGGGUACAGUGGAGGAAUCUGGGUGCUCUGGGAUGCAAAUGUAGUUCAGGUUUCUAUCAUUGAGAAAAGGACUCAAUUUAUUCAUUUGACUGUUGAGAAUCAUAAGAAAGAGAAGUGGUGGCUUACGAUAGUAUACGCUAGUCCAAACAUAAAUAUGAGACGCUGCUUAUGGCAUGAGUUACGUCAGAUUGGUGCGACUAUCAAAGGAGCAUGGAGUGUGGUUGGAGAUUUUAACGCCACUUUAUUUCAUGAUGAGAGACAAACAAUGGCCAGGCAUGGAACUGGAGUGGAUCGAGACUUUCGAACAUGGUUUGAACAAGCUGAACUCAAUGAUGUAGGCUUCUUUAGACCCAUGUUCACUUGGAAACGAAAUAAUGUUGAGAGUCGUAUUGAUCGUGCUCUUACUAACAUAGCUGAUCGUAAAGACAAAACUAGCCGUCAUAGACCAUUUCGGUUCAUUGCUGCUUGGGUCCUCCAUGACGGUUUUGAAGAUUUCAUUACAAAUGCAUGGAAGAAUAAUUGUGAUUGGGUAACUCAAGUCAAAUCAUUCAGUGCUGACUGUAUAAGGUGGAAUAGAGAAGUGUUUGGCCAUACCGAGACCCGCAAACGAAAGCUAAUUCGCCGCUUGGAUGGUAUCACACAAGCCCUUACUAAUGGUAAAAAAUCAGAGCAUCUUGACAAACUCCAAUGUCAACUUUGGUCUGAGUUAGAAGAGGUGAUGCUUCAAGAAUACAUUAUUUGGGCUCAAAAAGCCAAAGUUAACUGGAUUCUUCACGGUGACAAGAAUACCUACUAUUUUCAUAGUGUUGCAAAUGGGAGAUGCAAAGCCAAUCGAGUGCAUGCUAUCCGUGACAAUGAAGGAGAAUGGGUUUAUGAUGAAGACCAAAUCAAAGUGAUGGCUACGGAAUUCCUAUCUAAACUCUUCACAGAAGAAGACGAUUGGAGACCAAGGCUCGAAUGUUAUAGAAAGUUCCCCUCUAUUGGUAAUGAUUUCCUAGCUGACCUUGGCAAGGAGGUAAAUGAUAUUGAAGUCAAAGAUGCUAUUGAUAGUAUGGGAGCUUUGAAGGCUCCAGGACCAGAUGGUUUAGGAGCAAUCUUCUUUCAGAGUCAGUGGAAGCAUGUGGGUACCUAUGUGACGCAGUUUGUGAAAUCGUUGUUCCUCAACCCGCAAGCUAUCAGCACAAUCAAUUCUACUUUGAUUGUUCUUAUUCCUAAGAAACAUCCACCAGAGAGCCUGAAAGAUCUUAGGCCUAUUAGUCUAUGCAAUGUGGUGUUUAAGGUUAUUACGAAGAUUAUCACAAUGCGGCUGAAGCCUCUUCUCCCUAACAUCAUUUCUCCUUAUCAAUGUAGUUUUGUUCCAGGACGACAUAGUUCAGACAACAUUAUCGUGGUCCAAGAAGUUAUCCAUUCUAUGAGGAAUAUGCGAGGGAAGCGCGGGUUUAUGGCAAUCAAAAUUGAUCUUGAAAAGGCAUAUGAUCGAGUAAACUGGGGUUUCUUAGACCAAUGUCUGGACGAAAUGCAAUUUCCAGAGCAUAUAAAGGCUGUCGUUAUGAAUUGUGUUACAUCGGCAUCCAUGCAGCUGAUUUGGAAUGGAAACAAAGCGGACAUCUUUAAGCCUACAAGGGGGGUUCGUCAAGGGGACCCAUUAUCACCAUACCUGUUUGUGAUUUGCCUUGAGAAAUUAGGCCACCUGAUUCUAGAAAAAAUGGAGGAGGGAAUAUGGAAGCCUAUCAGAUUAGGCAAAACUGGACCUCCCUUGUCGCAUCUGUGUUUCGCUGAUGAUAUCAUUAUUUUUGCAGAAGCUUCCAUCCAACAAGCUGAUGUUAUACACGAGUGUUUGGGGAAGUUUUGUGCCAGCUCUGGAAUGAAAAUCAAUGCUAUGAAAACUAAGAUGUUUUUCUCUGAAAAUGUGCAUCAUGUUCGACGUGAAGAAAUCAGCACUAAACUCGGUUUUAGUAGGACUGGUGACCUUGGUCGCUAUCUGGGUGUGCCUCUUCUGCAUAAAAGGGUGGAUAAAAACACAUUCAAAGACACUGUAGAUAAAGUGAAGAAGCGUCUAUCUAACUGGAAAGCAUCUACUCUCUCCCUAGCUGGACGUGCGACACUGAUAGCCUCAGUCAUGAACGCUAUCCCUGGAUAUGUUAUGCAAACAUGUAAUCUUCCCGCUAGUACUCUUGAAACGCUUGACAAGUCCAACCGUGACUUUUUAUGGGGCCACACAGAGAGUUCAAGGAAAACACAUUUAGUGGCAUGGAAAGAUGUUUGCAGACCAAAACAAGAAGGAGGGCUAGGUCUUCGACGAGCGUCUAUCCAGAACCAAGCUUAUGCUAUGAAGAUCGGUUGGGGCUUGAUUAAGAAGCGUGAAGACUUAUGGGUGCGAGUUAUCCGUGAAAAGUACAAGUGUGGGAGUGAUAUUAUCCCCAAGAUUAAGACAAAGAAACCUGGAUCUAACCUUUGGAAGGGCAUUAAAGAUACAUGGGUUCACGUCAAAGAUGGGCUACAGUGGUUCAACAAUAACACCUCUGUGCGUUGGAAAUGGGAUCGAAGUGGCUCCUUUACUAUAAAAUCAGCCUACAAUCUUCUUUCUGGAUCCAGGGGAAGCGAGAAUGAUAAAUGGAAGAAGCUGUGGAAGGUCACGGCACCUCAUAGAUGCAAGACCUUCAUGUGGUUAGCUUCCCAAAACAGAUUACUCACAAACGAGGAGAGAUUCAGGAGAAGUAUGAGUGCGAAUAAUAUUUGCUCGUGGUGCAAUGGCGCAGUUGAAAGUAGUUUGCACGUCCUUCGAGAUUGCACAGAUACAGGACAGCUAUGGGGGUCUGUGAUCAACACUAGAUAUCAAUGGGACUUCUUUAAUCUGCGAACAAUAGAUGAUUGGAUUAGCUGGAACUUGAAACAGGGUAAAAAACCAGAGUUUCAAAUGAACAAUGGAUUAUUCAUGGUUCUAUGCUGGAAUAUCUGGAAAAGAAGGAAUGAACGGAUAUUUGAGGGGAAAAGUCGCUUCAAUGAAUGUAUUAUUGCCCAGGCGAAGGGCAUGAUGAGUUGUUUGGAGAGGGUUCAAACAAAGACAAGUUCCAUUAAUUGGCACAAAAAUGGGAUUCAGAACUGUGACCUACGAUGGAAACCUCCAGAGACAAGUUGGGUGUCACUCUGUGUUGAUGGUGCUUUCUCGAUGACGCAACAGACUCGUGGGUGUGGCGGUCUGCUGAGGAACUCGGCUGGGCAAUUUAUCACAGGGUUUAGCUUACAUUUAGAUGAAGGUGACCACUUAUCAGCAGAGCUGUGGGCUAUUUUAAUAGGCUUAAAGAUUGCUUGGGAUGCUGGAGUUAGGAAAAUCGUGGUGGAGUCUGAUUCAGCAGAAGCCAUAUCAUUGACAGAGGUUACCAACUAUUCUAUACAUCCUGACUAUCAUAUAAUUAUGGAAAUUCAAAGCAUGAUCCACCGAGCAUGGGAGAUUAGAAUUUGUCAAAUUUCUCGUGAUGCAAAUGUUGCUGCAGAUCAUUUGGCGAAACAAGCUCUUGAUGCGUGGCCUGAAUUGCACAUUCUUAGCUUUCCCACGGAGAGUCUUAGACGUUGCAUGGAUAGCACUUGUACUGUAAAUGAGUCUAGAGUUUAG
This is a messenger RNA of Prosopis cineraria, 3798 nucleotides long. RefSeq lists its product as uncharacterized. The record is from RefSeq and is a predicted model, not a curated record. Lineage: Eukaryota; Viridiplantae; Streptophyta; Magnoliopsida; Fabales; Fabaceae. The transcript has 2 exons. Gene Ontology annotation, molecular function: nucleic acid binding; RNA-DNA hybrid ribonuclease activity. Bases 1 to 3798 code for a protein of 1265 amino acids.